Molecule: messenger RNA, 1844 nt
Organism: Lepidothrix coronata (blue-crowned manakin)
Lineage: Eukaryota; Metazoa; Chordata; Aves; Passeriformes; Pipridae
Gene: MYBPH
Product: myosin binding protein H
Exons: 11
Coding region: 1-1578 (525 amino acids)
Molecular function (GO): protein binding
Source: RefSeq, a predicted model, not a curated record
AUGACGGGGAAAACGGCCCCUCCGGCCAAAAAACCCGCCCCGGCGGCCGCCAAGAAAAAGGCAGCGCCAGCCCCCAAGGAAAAGGCGGCUCCGGCCCCCAAGGAAGAACCAGCCCCGAAGGAAGAAUCAGCCCCGGCCCCCAAGGAAGAAGCAACUCCUAAAGAAGAAGCGACCCCUAAAGAAGAAGCGGCCCCAGCCCCCGCUGCUGAAGAGCCCCCAGCCUCCGCAGAAGCCGCUCCCACCCCCCCCGAAGCCGGAGCAGAAGCCCCUCCAGCCCCCGCAGAAGGUUCCCCAGCCCCCCCAGCCGAACCCCCGGCCCCCGAACCUGAACCCCAGCCCGAGAAACCAACGGAAGAGCCUCCCAGCUCCCCCCUGUCCUUGGCCGUGGAGGAGGUGAGUGAGAAUUCCUUCACGCUGACCUGGAAAGCCCCGGAGCACACGGGCAAGGCGGGCCUGGAUGGAUACGUGGUGGAGAUCUGCAAGGAUGGAAGUUCUGAGUGGAAAGCUGUGAACCAGGAGCCUUUCCUUUCCACCCGCUACACGAUCCCAAACCUCAGCUCCGGGGACAAGAUCCAUGUGCGGGUGAUGGCCGUGGGAGCCGGCGGAUCCAGCGCCCCGGCCACGCUGGAGCAGCCCGUGCUCAUCAGGGAGAUCCUCCAGCUCCCAAAGAUUCGGAUGCCUCGGCACCUGCGGGAGACUUACGUCAGGCAUGUGGGGGAUGCCGUGAACAUCAUGAUCCCUUUCCAGGGGAAGCCCCAGCCCGAGGUGACCUGGACCAAGGGGGGCCAGCCCCUGGACAAGUCCCGCAUCAACAUCCGCACCACGGCGCGGGACACCAUCUUCUACAUCCGGCAGGCCCAGCGCGGGGACUCGGGGCAGUACCAGCUCUGUGUGAGCAUCGGUGGCACUGAGGACAAGGCCAUCCUGGACAUCCAGGUGGUUGAGCCGCCCGGGCCCCCCCAGAACCUGAAGCUGGUGGACGUGUGGGGCUUCAACGUGGCCCUGGAGUGGUCUCCCCCUGCGGACAACGGGAACGCCGAGAUCAAGGGCUACAGGGUGCAGAAGUCGGACAAGAAGAGCGGGAAGUGGUUCACGGUGCUGGAGCGCUGCACCCGCACCAGCUGCACCAUCUCCGACCUCAUCAUCGGCAACUCCUACUCCUUCCGCGUCUUCUCCGAGAACUCCUGUGGGCUCAGCAACAGCGCCGCCGUCACUGCCGGGCUCGCCCACAUCGAGAAGACAAAAACCACUUACCAGCCAGAGAAGAUCCCCCAGAGGGACAUGAUGGAACCUCCAAAGUUCACGCAGCCCCUGACAGACCGAACCACCACCCGGGGUUACAGCACCCACCUCUUCUGCUCUGUCAGGGGCUUCCCCCAGCCCAAAAUCAUCUGGCUGAAGAACCAGAUGGAGAUCCGGGAGGACCCCAAGUACAUCGCACUGAUCGAUCAGGGCGUGUGCUCCCUGGAGAUCCGAAAGCCCGGCCCCUUCGACGGGGGCGUCUACACCUGCAAGGCCAUCAACGCCCUCGGGGAGGCUUCCGUGGACUGCAGGCUGGAUGUGAAAGUGCCCAAGUGAGGACGGACCCGAGGGCAAGAAGAGAGCAAGAGCCCUCAGGUCUCAUUCCUGUCCCCAGGUGGAUGCUGCAGCUGCUGGGUGGGAUCAGGACCCAUGGGGAUGCCCCUGGUCCCUGCUACCUGCGGGGCUGCCCCUCCCUGAGAGCUCUGGGGGUCUGCACCUCAUCCUGCCCUGGCACGGCCCUCCCCGAGCCCGUCCUGAGCUGUGACAAUAAAACCAGCCCCUCUGCGGGCCUUUGGUCCCAAUAAAAACCCCAAACCCCUCUG